AAUAAUACAUUCAGUCAAUGCAAUUUCCACUAGCUUACAGGCAAAGAAGACCAUUUCGCUAAUGUAAACACAGCAUUUGGAGCAGGGUUUGUUAGUACUGGCUAGUUUAGCGUGUUGCUAGUCAUGAAGUAACACUUAGCUAUACUCGUGACCUCUUUUCGUAUACAAGUCUGACGUGUUUAUGUUAGGUCUAUUCGAUCAAAACAGGCUCCUCUUUGAAUUCAAGGGCACUUUUGGAGAAUGCAUGUGCAGAGAGUCGUUCUCAACUCACGACCAGGUAAAAACGGGGCGCCAGUUCCUGAAAAUUUCCGUCUGGAGGAGACGACUUUAGCACCUGACCUGAAAGAUGGGGAGGCCCUUGUCCGGACGCUUUACCUUUCAGUCGACCCUUACAUGCGAUGCAGAUUGAACGAAGACACCGGUGCUGAUUACCUGACUCCAUGGCAGCUGUCUGAGUGUGUGGAUGGUGGAGGUGUUGGGUUGGUUGAGUCCAGCCGCUGCAGCACCUGCACUGAGGGAGAUGUGGUCACUUCAUUCAACUGGCCUUGGCAGACCCAUGCUGUUAUGAAAGGAAGUGGCUUACAGAAGGUUGAUCCACAGUUGGUUGAUGGGCACUUGUCCUACUUUUUGGGUGCAGUUGGCAUAACAGGUCUCACUGCACUGCUGGGUGUAAGGGAGAAGGGUCAUGUGAUCAAAGGGGCCAAUCAGACCAUGGUGGUGAGUGGCGCGGCUGGGGCCUGUGGCUCCAUAGCUGGACAGAUUGGCAGGCUGGAUGGUUGCGUGAGGGUUGUUGGGAUCUGUGGAACUGAUGAGAAAUGCAGAGCUUUAGUGGAAGAUCUGGACUUCUCUGCUGCCAUCAACUAUGGCCAAGAGGAUGUACCGACAAAGCUCAAGGAGUGCUGCCCUGAUGGUGUGGAUGUUUACUUUGACAACGUGGGAGGUGUCACCAGUGAUACUGUUAUAGCACAGAUGAACAAAGGCGGCCAUGUGAUUUUGUGUGGGCAGAUCUCUCAGUAUAACAAGGAUGUGCCAUAUCCUCCGCCUUUAAGUGAAGAGACUCAGGAAACCCUGCAAAGAAAGAGCAUCACCCGAGAGCGAUUUAUGGUGCUUAACUACAUGAGCAAAGCAGACGCUGCCCUCUGUGAGCUCAGCCAGUGUGUUAAAUCAGGCCAAGUCAAGGUGCUGGAAACUGUGGUGAAUGGCAUUGAACAUAUGGGAGAUGCAUUUUGCUCUAUGAUGAAAGGGGGAAACAUUGGCAAGCAAAUUAUAAAGAUAUUACAGUGAAGAAAAUCCGUAAUUUCCAGUAGUGACUGCUCUCACCAGAUACCUGGGGAAAUUAACCCACAGUUGCCUUUUUAUCACAGCCGAUAACACUAACUUAAUGAACUCUUGUAGGAUAUUGCAUUGCGUAGCUAAUGCCAGUUGAUUACAAUUAUGAAACUGUUUCUUUGAGAAAAAUAAAAUGAAUGUAAAGAGUGCUUGAAAGCUAACACGAUGAAAAGUUCACAAGACACCAUGCUAGUAGCAUUAUCUUCCUCUACAAGUGCAUUUCUCAUCUUAACCAAAGACCACAAUCGAAACAAGCCUUUGGUCUUCAUUGUGUUAUCCUAAAUGUGAUUUAUUGUCGCCCAUAGUGUUAAACUAAAAAUGUUUAUUAGCACAAUCUAGCUAAUAGAGUUUGAGUUAUUCCACAGUAUAUAUUGAGGUGAGAUGAUUAUCAUUAUGUGCACUUGCUGUUUUAAUUUUAUGAAAAAGCCGUGCAGUGUUUUUAGUUAAGCUUCAUAUCACACCCAUGUAAAUGGAAAUAAGCCUUUGGACUUUACUGUCAUCCUUGACAUGGGGAAGAUUUCAUUUAAUGUCUCUCUAUUGUCAUAAUUAAACAUAAUUUUGAAUAUCUAA
Molecule: messenger RNA, 1899 nt
Organism: Seriola aureovittata
Lineage: Eukaryota; Metazoa; Chordata; Actinopteri; Carangiformes; Carangidae
Gene: ptgr2
Product: prostaglandin reductase 2
Exons: 8
Coding region: 241-1284 (347 amino acids)
Biological process (GO): prostaglandin metabolic process
Molecular function (GO): 15-oxoprostaglandin 13-reductase [NAD(P)+] activity
Source: RefSeq, a predicted model, not a curated record